GGAGCCUUCACCAUAGCCCGCGUUACCAUGGCCACCCACUUGUCCAAGGAUCAGGAGGAGCGAAUCAAGUCUGUGAAGGGGGACCUGUUCUCCUGCCCCCAGACGGACGCCUUGGCUCACUGCAUCAGCGAGGACUGUCGCAUGGGGGCAGGCAUUGCUGUUCUGUUUAAGAAAAAGUUUGGAGGCGUGCAAGAGCUGUUGGAUCAACAAAAGAAGACUGGGGAGGUGGCAGUUCUCCAAAGAGAUGACCGGUACAUUUACUACCUGAUUACAAAGAAGAAAGUUUCUCACAAGCCAACGUAUGAUAGUAUGAGAAAGAGUUUGGAAGCCAUGAAAGCUCAUUGUCUAAACAAUGGAGUUACUGACAUUUCCAUGCCCAGGAUUGGGUGUGGACUGGAUGGCCUGGAUUGGAAUAAAGUCUCAGCAAUACUUGGGGAGGUGUUUGAAGACACAGAUAUAAAGAUCACGGUUUACACUCUGUGA
This is a messenger RNA of Merops nubicus (carmine bee-eater), 483 nucleotides long. It is a transcript of the gene OARD1, whose product is annotated as O-acyl-ADP-ribose deacylase 1. The record is from RefSeq and is a predicted model, not a curated record. Lineage: Eukaryota; Metazoa; Chordata; Aves; Coraciiformes; Meropidae. Bases 28 to 483 code for a protein of 151 amino acids. Gene Ontology annotation, biological process: peptidyl-glutamate ADP-deribosylation. The transcript has 5 exons.